Solanum pennellii is the source of this 773-nucleotide messenger RNA. RefSeq lists its product as uncharacterized. The coding region runs from base 35 to 715 and encodes 226 amino acids. The record is from RefSeq and is a predicted model, not a curated record. The transcript has 2 exons. Lineage: Eukaryota; Viridiplantae; Streptophyta; Magnoliopsida; Solanales; Solanaceae.
CAUAAUACCAUAUCACUAGCAUAGCAAAUAAGCAAUGGCUCAUAACAUUUUCUUCGUUUCUUUUUUAUUUGUCUCGGCUAUAUUCACCCAAAAAAUCGAAGCGGUAGAUUACUCUGUUACCAACACGGCUGCCAACACCCCUGGUGGUGCCCGUUUCGACCGAGAUAUCGGAGCUCAAUAUAGUCAACAAACAUUGGUAGCUGCCACUUCCUUCAUAUGGAACAUCUUCCAACAGAAUUCUCCGGCUGACCGUAAAGACGUGCCAAAAGUAAGUAUGUUUGUCGAUGACAUGGACGGAGUAGCUUACGCUAGCAACAAUGAGAUUCACGUUAGUGCAAGGUACAUCCAAGGUUACUCUGGGGAUGUUAGGAGAGAGAUCACUGGAGUAUUAUUUCACGAAGCCACUCAUGUUUGGCAGUGGAAUGGGAAAGGUGGGGCUCCCGGAGGAUUAAUUGAAGGGAUUGCUGAUUAUGUGAGGCUCAAAGCUGGUCUUGGCCCAAGCCACUGGGUGAAACCUGGCCAGGGCGAUCGUUGGGACCAAGGCUACGACGUGACUGCUCAAUUUCUUGAUUACUGCAACAACUUGAGAAAUGGAUUUGUGGCAGAACUUAACAAGAAAAUGAGAAAUGGCUAUAAUGAUCAGUUCUUUGUUGACUUACUAGGGAAGACAGUUAAUCAACUUUGGGGCGAUUACAAAGCUAAAUUUCGCGCAUAACUUAAGAAAUUCAUAUUAAAUUGAAUAUGAGAAACAUCAUCUAUUGCCUUUGUACCAA